AUGGGUAGUGAGAGAUCUCUCACCACACUUCUACGGUCUCUGCAGCAGGCAUCUGUGCCUGAAGAUGCUUACAGGUUAUUACCAUCAGCCACAGGCAUUUUGUCCCUUCUUACAAAUCCUCUAAACGUGUCUUUACUAUCGUCACAACUGCUAUGUUGCCCAGCCCUAUGGGAAGGCGAAGUUUGCCUUCAGACUUGUCGCCGGUUAAUCAGUGUAUUCAAUAGCGCCGCGCUUACAAUAACAGAGCACGAGUCGUUCCAAGGUACGAAACCACCGUAUCUCCAGCGACGUGGGCUGGACCGGGAGGAAUGGUUAAAGGCUGUUGUUAACGGUGCCGACGACAAAUCCCCGCGCUGGAGACAUCUCAUUCUUCUUGGCGGAGUUUUGCUGGGAUUUGAGGGCCAGAACCGCCAAAGUCUGUCACUUCAUUGGAGAAAAAGGUUGGAAUCCGCACUUGUCAAAGCUUUGCAGCUUUCUUUGGCAGAGCUAGAGAAGUUUCCAGUAGCCGCGACACAUGCCAUUGUACUAGUUCUCAACUACACAUUUCAGCUCAUAUCGGACUUUGAACGAAGCCAGAUUGACUACGAUCUCCUUGUUCCGAUUCUAGUAAGCUCUACUUACUUUUCUGAUGAAGGCCUUGGCUCUGGGUACUUCUUGGGCGCUAUUGAUAGGGAUGUUCGGGAGACCGGCGGCAAGAAGUUUACGUGGCCGGAAAGCUCUUCUUCACUCCAGCAGAUUAACUCCAUUUUAUCAAGCCCGCUUAUAUCUUCCUUCGGCCCUCUUUCUCGAUUAAUGGCACAUUCUCUUGAGAAUGCGCAGAACCCAAUGCUGGUCGUGGAAACGACCGACCGUUUGUUUGAUCUAUCCCGAACCCUAUUGAUUCAAUGGCGUCAGAAUAAGCUAUCAGAGGUGGAUAAGUCGGAAGAGCCGGAGUUCCUUGAUGAUGCCACCCUGAAAAUGACCCUUCCUACGUUAUGGAGAUUGUUGAAAUCCUCCUUAUUCUCUGUAAUCAUUGUUUUAAGAGCCGCCCUGGGUAGGGUCCUCAAUGAUCGAGCCCUAGCCAGUGAUCAUAAUGCGCCAUUUCUUGCCUCCAAGGCCCUUCAAGUGCUCCGAAAUCUUUCAUUUAUCACAGACCGAAUAGGGCACAACUCCUCCUCCCAGCUAGUUUUCAUCAACCUCACAUCUAUUGAUAUCCUGUCUCAAUACCCAAAAUUGUCACAGGACUUUCUCGAAGGCAUAAGACCAUCGGAAAACGGCCAGAUACCAGCUCACCCGGUAGACAGAUGUUUGGACCUAUUUUUCUUGAACACUGCUGAAAACUUUACACUUAUAUUAUCGCCCGAUGUGAAUGAACGGCUAUUAAUGUCGGCAGCAUUACCUUAUCUUGCAGCAGGUGGCAACAAUAACCUACUAGAAAUAUUUGAGGCUGCUCACAGUGUGGUGUUGGCUGUUCUCGCAGCACCAAACAGCGCCGACAUGGCAGCUAAACAUUUACCGUAUUACGUUGAUACUCUUAUGAAUGUAUUUCCUCAAAACCUAUCUGCAAGACAGUUCCGGCUCGCGUUCAAAACAAUUCUUCGAAUUACCGCUCCACCAUCACCGCUAGCGAAUAGCCAGCCCUUACUUCCUUCCAUCCUCUUGCAACUUCUUUAUGAUAGAGCUCUUGCUGCAUCUACUAACCCACUACCCUCCCCAAAUGAUACCGCAGACCCAUCCCCUUCUGAGGGGCCUCUUCUUUCUGAGCAAGCUGUUCUUGCUCUCACUAUAGUUGACUGUCUUUGCUUUUUGCGUGUCGAAAGUCUGGAAGAAUGGCUUAAUCUCACAGCGCACUUGAUCAGUCAGAUUCAGGACCGUAUCAUGAGAAACACAUGUCAAGAGCGCCUUUGGGACGCACUAAGCAGUGGCGAAAUGGAUGUCGAGCGAGCUUAUUUCUGUGUCACAUGGUGGAGUACAAGAGGCGGAAGAGAAAAGGUUCUUUUUGGUGCAGAAGAAGACGUCCAAGUUCCAUACAUGAGCGGAGCGUUGGGAAUUUCGAGUAAACUAUGA
Ophidiomyces ophidiicola is the source of this 2046-nucleotide messenger RNA. RefSeq lists its product as uncharacterized. The coding region runs from base 1 to 2046 and encodes 681 amino acids. The record is from RefSeq and is a predicted model, not a curated record. Lineage: Eukaryota; Fungi; Ascomycota; Eurotiomycetes; Onygenales; Onygenaceae. The transcript is spliced from 4 exons.